Molecule: messenger RNA, 5929 nt
Organism: Chara braunii
Lineage: Eukaryota; Viridiplantae; Streptophyta; Charophyceae; Charales; Characeae
Source: the annotation of a GenBank genome assembly
UGAGUCAGCGAGCAUCGACACCUGUCGGUAGUACGGAUCUUCGAUCCUGGAAGUCUGUCGUUUAGCGGCGAUCCUUGACACGACAAAGGUUUCGAGGAUAUCUGCCACAUGUCAAUCAUCCCGACUGCCGAUGAGCUGUUGUCUGGUCGGUGACCUUAUCUACCGCGCAAUCUGCCGAACACGUGCCAUCACGCCGACGUUCAGCCCGUUGCCAGGCUGGCAGCAGCUACGGACGCCGAGCAGCACUUCGCUGCAAAACAGCUGGUUACGUGUCAAUCACCCGACUGCUGAUGAGCUGAUGUCUGGUAGGCGACCUUAUCUGACGUGCAGUCAUCACGCCGUCGAUAAGCCAUUGUCAGGAUGGCAGCAGCUGCGAACGGCGAGCAGCACUUCACUGCAAAGCAGCUGGUCGUUUCUCCAGGUGACGUGGCUCUGGCUAUGCUGCAUAGGACAGAGCUUGCGAGCGAAGGAGGCAGCGGAGAAGAAGAGAGCAGAACAAGAGAAGAAGCGGCAAGAAGAAGAAAGACAGAGGCUUGAAGAAGUGAAGCAGAGGGAAGAAGCGGAGAAACGGAGAGCACAAGCAAUUAUGGAGACAACAGCAGCGCAAGCAUUCUCCAAACAGAUGACAACGCUAGAGGAGAAGAUCAAAGGUCAUGUCCAUUCAACACUCACCGCAUCAGAAGAAAAGAACGCAAGGUUGCAUGCGAACUUAAUGAGGUUCUUGGAACGCACUAAAGUGGACUUACCGAGAAGACCCAGAGGUGGACCAUAUCCAGACCCAAAAAGGAGGCUCAAUCUGGACGAUUACGAGCGAGAAGCGGAUGACGCGGAGAGGAGUGAUGCCACACCUGUUACCAAGAGAAGGACCGUAAUGUCGAGGAAAGGGAAGGAACCAGUGACUGCAGCUACGACGAAGAAAGGAGCUGCUGCCUCUUGCUCCAAGCAGGGUGUGAUUAAUUUCGUCCUCGAACUACGAGAGAGUUUGCAAACAAAACAAGCCCCAGAACUCAAGCGGAUGUGUAAAACGAAGAACAUCAAGUGGAUUUCGAAGGCUCAAGCAGUCAAGGACUUGGCGGCGGCGGAAGCAAGAGUGGCUUAUGAUGGGUUCUCACCAGCACUUAAUGUGGUUGGCCGAGCAGCAGGGACGAAACGUAGGACGAGACUCGAUAAGAAAGAGAGGAAGAAAAGAGAAACAUCUGCACCAACGUACAGGAGAGGACUUGUGUCCUUAGUCCUUGUGAAUAGCGAGAGGCGAUACUUUAGUCUAGCAGAGCUCUUGGAGGAGACGGUUGCAGCAGGGACGAAGGCGGUAGAAUUUGCGUCUUCCGGCGGUGAGGUGUGGGGUGAGGUGUGGGGUGAGAAGUGGUCUAUUAUACGAAGGAAGUUCGGUACGUCAACUGUUACGGGCAAAGAGGUGAAACUCCCUCUAAGUAGAUCCAAGCAGCUCCUAGAGAGAGGAGGCAGAUUUAGAUUAUCGCCCAUUGUGAAGACCGUGAGCGCAAGGUGUAGAGGGAAGGGUUACCUUCGAUUGCUACUUGAAAUGCCGAGGAAGCAAGUAGAGCUGAAGUACUUUGAUGUGGCCAAGCUAGUCUUCCUAUACAGAUGUGCUAGGGAGUUCAAAACGAAGGCUACGAGAAGGACCCUGAAAGAGAAGAUUGCUGCAGUAAUCAGGAAGAAGACUGGAGUGAAUAUCAGAAUGAAAGUAAAUGUGGGAGUGAAGUACAGCCACAAGCUGAGGAAGAGGAAGAUUCACAACACUGUAGUGUUGUGUUAUGUGUUAGCACGCAUUGCGCAGUGCUCCGCUGCUCCCCCGUUCAUGCAUAACGGAAAAAAUAUCCUGCAAUGUGACGUUGAUGCAAAGCAAGUAGAGCUGCAGCAAGCUGUUGGACGAUCCUUAGAGGCUGUCAUGAAGAGAGACCUCAUCCAGUUAGACCGAGGUUAUUUUCAGGACAGCAUCUCCGACAGCGCAGAGACCAGGCUGGCGGGCUCAGAAGAGCAAGCGUGUAAGCUGGCAGCGAUGUUAAGCCACCUCGUAGUGGUUCCAGUGGACAGGAACCCGGGCGACCUUGUAGUCAUGUGCCCGACGACGUACCACUAUGGGCUUCAGAUGAUGUUCAAUCUCAAUAUCGCCUACCAGCAGGUCACAGAAAAAUCCGAGAGUGAGGUGCUAACUCUGGUGAAGACGAUGUUCAAAAAAUUGGAACUUGACAAGAUCGGUGCCUGGAAUCCGUCGGCCAAGCUCGGGCAAGCAUAUGUGCUGCCGAAACAUAAAGAUCUAACGAGGUGGAGGCCCAUUGCGCCGACGUUCACAGAAGGAUCAAAGACCACAGGGAGGAGACUUGCACGAGCUCUCAACUUUCUGCUGGAGAGAGCCCCCGAAGCCAGGCACUUUAACCUUAAGGCUACGACAUUGCUGAAGCAAAAUUUGGAGACGGCAGUACGAAAGCUGAGUAUGUUUGGGGAGAAGUCGAUGGCCCUGAUGGCCAGCUUGGACAUCAAGGAGAUGUUCACGUCCUUGCAACACAGAGCGAUAGCCCAUGUAAUUGAUUGGCUGCUGCAGCAGUGGGAGAUGAAGAGUGUUUUCAAUCUGAGCCUGAGUAGAAGAGGCCGAGUUGUGAUCCUCAACCAGAAGAGCCUUCGUCAAGGUUAUGUUACAGUCAAGUUUUCCCAAAUCCGACAGAUGGUCAGCUUCGAACUGGAUAACGCGUAUAUCAUGUGUAAAACAAUGAUUCUCAAGCAGAUUGUGGGCAUACCAAUGGGGAAGCAUUCCAGCCCCUCACUAGCCUGUCUACUGUGUGCGAAGCAUGAGGUGGACUUUUUGAACUCGCUGGGCGCCGAUCAGAGGCUGGUGCAUGGAGUCAGAUUGGUGGAUGAUGUCACGAUAGCAGUGGCAUGUGACAUGUAUGAUCAUCGGAGUGUAACAAUAGCGAAGUGUAUACGCCAGAGCUUUGAGAAGACGUACGGGGAGCAGCUUGUUCUAGUAAGGACUGGCGACGGCUCUAAUUCCUGGAAUUUCCUAGGGACCAGGGCUGCAGCACUACCAGGCCCGAUCAAGUUCGUCAUCCGUCCCAGGCAUAAGAAUGAAGAAGUAACGUUGGAGGAACCACUCACCUUCAGGUGUUUCAAAGACUUCACGUCGUACUCAGAUAAACGAGCAAAAGCUGGCACGGUGAUUGUUGCACUUCACAGGAUCAAGCAACAUGCGAGUGACCCAGCAACAGGUGUCCCAGCGACGCUUUCAAUCAGCAUUGAGCUGAGGCAUACUGCCAGCGCCACCGGUUCGUUCAGAUCAGCGUUGAAGACGCUGACCGAACAACUGGUUAACUCAGUAAAUGGUGCUCGCGAUGUGGGAGUUGGUCGUUCCACGCCAGCCAACGAGCCCCCGCCUCUUAGGGAUGGUGUGGGCUCUGCGGCAUUUGACGAGGAGAGCACACGUGCAUUUAUUGAGAGUCGCAAGUGGGGGGGGAGUGCCGGCAGUUCAGCGCCCGCGCUCGCCCCUGUUUUCAGGAGUGAUAGGCAGUCAGAUGCCGCACGGGGUGGUACUGCGGUGGCACCUGGCGCAUCACCCCGCAGUUCGUCGGAGCACCCCUGGCUGCCACCGCCGCAAUCGAGAGCGACGCAGCGUCCAAUGAUCCACCACGCUCACGGAACCGCCCACCCGGAUCCGUCACACGCACCUGCAGAUGCUCGACAUUCUGCUUCCGUGCCUCGUUUCGGGGAACAGGUGGAUCAUGGGGUGCCUGCCGAGGAGGUCCCCGCUCCGGUGUCCGAUUCAUCGCCGACCCUUGUUCCGACAACCACGGGCGGUGGUCGGUCUGCCCCACAGCCUCCACCCGUGUUGACCGGAACGUUAGACCCUUUGCAGCGCAUUUGUGACCUUGCAGUCGCCCAGAGCGCGACACCUGUGAGCCCUGGCGGGUUGUUGGAUGCCGGGGUCCUCGGCGGGAGAGCUACGACGGGACGAUGUCGGGGCACUUACAGGCAGCAAGCCGUCACGUCAUAUUAUUCGGACCCUUUGGAGCGCGCAUGGCAUCUGCAAAUCAUGCGGUUCAUCGUCGAGAGCGGGAUGCCGUUCAACAACACGAAGCUUGAAAGCUUCAAACGCAUGUUCACGAUGAUAAUCCCGUCGGGGGUUCCAGGGGCGCCUGCGCCUAGACUUCCCUCGUACCACAUGCUGCGCACGACCCUUUUGGACAAGCUGGAUGGUGAGGUCCAGAAGUGUGUUCGGCCGGUGCUUGACACGUCAAGAGAGACCGGUUGCACAAUCAUGACCGAUGGUUGGACCAACAUCCGUGGUCAGACGUUGUGCAACUACCUUGUUGGUACAGAGAUCAGGGUGGUGUAUGUGUCCACCGACGUCAUGCGUGGCAAAAAGGACGCCAGUGCCCUCGCGAAUGCAUGGUUGAAAAGGGUGAAGUCCAUGGACGUUCAAUUGAGCGACAUCACGGCGUUCGUGAUGGACUCCGCCGGGGUGAACGUCGCGGCGAUGGAGGUAUUCCAAAAAGAUGAGAGUGUGAAACACAUCUUCUGGAUUCCUUGCGUCGCCCACAUCAUGGAUCUCAUUCUCGAGGACAUCGGCGGGAUUGAUUGGGUGGCUUCCCGCAUUUCUCAAGUGAGGCUGGUUACAAGGUUCUUCAAGCGCCAUGGACAUGCGAGAGAGGUUCUUGAGGCGCACUUGACGAAGACUCUUCUGCUACCGGCGGAGACGCGUUUCGGCAUGAACGUCAUCAUGAUGGAGAGGCUGGUGGCACUGCGGGCCGCGUUGACAGAUGUUGUGGCCGACGAUCGCUGGCGCGAGACUGUUUGGUCGACCAGCAAGAUCCGCAAGGAUGCAGCGGAGGGGUUGGCGGAGGAGGUAGCACGGAACCGUCGUGGUGGACCGCACGUCGCAGCUCAACGUAGUCUGGAAGGUUCACUAGAGGCAGCGUCUGGAGAUUUUUUGGCGCAGGGGGGUCAUGGUUCGCAGCUGUUAUCGGACGGCGUGUCAUCAGUCCAUCCACCAGAGGAGGGCCCGCAGCAAGAGCCACAUCGAGGGCCAGCGGAGACUUUAGAGGCGAGGCCUCCCGGAGUUAUCUGCUCGGACGGAGGCGAGGGCGUGAGCGAGGAUACAGUGCAGUUAGGGAGCGCAGAUGGUGGACGGUCCUUCAGGGGGGGCAUCGAGCGCAAAGGGUCAUCGACCACACACCCCAGCAUUGUCAGGCCCAGCACACAUGACGUUGGAGACGGGCACACAGAUGAGCCUCGACCGCAUUUGACGGGGAUGCGUGACAUUAUGUGUCCACCACCCUCACGCCCCUCUGCCGCUGAUCCUGCCACCCACGGGCAGGCCGCGCCAAGCACAUUGCCUACGAGGUCUUUCUACAACGGUGCGGGCAUGGACCGGAGGGCGGGCGAUAUCGGACAGACAUCAGCAUAUGGACCGACAGAUGUGCCCGCGGGGGCGCGAUCGAUCGGCAACGUCGAUGGCACUUAUCAUGAUUCCAUGAGAGCUUACGAGGAGCAGCAUGGGAGGCCUAUACGGGCCAAGACGAGCGAUGUCAACGACACCAGGACGGCAAUUGCGAGGCUAUCACGGGCGAGGAAGAAGGGAACAGGUGUGUCGAUUCCGUAUCACCGGCGCCGCCUGCAUCCUUUUUUCCGCAACAGGGACGAAACCAGACACAUGCCAGCUGCCGCAGAUGUGAGGGGGGGGCGGAGGGAGGUGACAGAGUGGACGAAGCAGGUCGAGGUGAGAAGAGACGAGGCGACACGAUCAUCCUCCACGACGACAGCUCCACAACCGCUGAGGGGGGUGAGACCACAGGCGCCGACGAUCCUGAUGACUCCGAUUACGUCCCGAGGAUCCGUACGGCGCACGGAGAUGACGGCGGAGGUCGUCGCGUGAGGAUGAGGACUGGACCUGGCCCGGAUGGUCAUUGCACCCCAGCGG